Messenger RNA from Astyanax mexicanus (Mexican tetra), 3425 nucleotides. RefSeq lists its product as uncharacterized. Lineage: Eukaryota; Metazoa; Chordata; Actinopteri; Characiformes; Acestrorhamphidae. The coding region runs from base 73 to 2922 and encodes 949 amino acids. The record is from RefSeq and is a predicted model, not a curated record. The transcript is spliced from 22 exons.
UGGAAAGAUGGCCUACAUAAUUUUAAUGAUCACGUUCUCCUUUCCCUUCCAUUAUGCCUAACCAUAAGGAACAUGCUACAGGUUCAUACUGCAGUGAGCAGGGUCAUAGAGUAUUUAGAACUCACUACAGGUCAAAGAUUUCCCUCAGCUGAUACAGUUCUCCAAGGCUAUCUUCAUUUUGAGGCACUUACAGAACAUGAUUAUCAGUACUCUUGUAUGACCUGUGGUGAUCACCCACCUGUUGUCAUUAUGGACCUGCAUAAGAAGGGAGCUUUCCAUUUGUCAGUUAGUGACCUGCCACAACCUCCAGUGGACUUCAAUGGAGAAGUUGAUGUGGAACAUUUUUGGGAGGCACUUUCAAUGGAAAAAAUUGGUCGAGGAUUUGUAUCAAGUCAACAUAACAAUCCAUUUGCAGUUCCACCAAGUUUCAACUUCUGGGCACCAUGGAUAGGGAAAAAGACUCGCAGAUCAAACCUUGUCCUUAACACAGAAUUUGAAAAAGUCCGUCCACAAAAACUGGCAGAGGUGUGUGAAAUAACAGUCUCUGAAGACCGGCUGAGAGAAGAACUGUACAAGCAGAAGGUUCAACUUGUUAGAAAAUUAUGUAGGGAGUGUGGAUUGGAUUCCUCUGGAUCGCGGACUGACCUCCUCCUCAGACUGUCCAAAGAAAUGCAGUCAAGGCAGACAUAUGACAAGGUUUUUCAAAAGAUUUGGGCUGCCUCAGGUGGUUGGGCUGUGGUUAUGUGCCCAUGUGGCAUUGUUUACAGUAUUAAAUGUAACAUCCGAGCAGAAAGCCCACGUGACUUUGCAGACAUCUUGUUGUCUUGGAAACACAUGCCAAAUAUUGUUAUAUAUGACUUUGCACGUGGAUUGGCAACACAACUUAAUCUCAGAGAGCCAGAAAGAUUACCCUUCACACCACAUGAAGGACGGUUAAGGGCCCCAACUGCAGACAACAUAGCCCAAGCCAAGGAUGGAAAACUUAAGGUGUCACUACCUUGGCUGAACUGCAAGAAACAGAUUCCAGACCGUGAUGGUCAUCCAAUAACUGGUUCAGCAGAGCAUUAUGCGCUCUAUGAUAAAUUUCAUGAAGAUAACACAAAAGAUGCCCGUGAUUCCUUGCGGAGAAUUAGUCUGGUCCCACAACUUGCCGGAAAAGUCAACAGUCAAGUCGCUGAACAGUUGUUUGCAAGAUUGAGUAAAAACAAUUACUUCCUUAAUAUGGCAUUACCAUCAACUCAUCUUUUUCUCACGAGAAACAUCAUACAGCAUUAUAAUAAUCAUAAAAACAAACAACGAAUGGACAACAUCAAAAAGGUUUUUGAAGCUGAGGUAGCAAUGAACAGCUACAGCCAGGCAGUGUUAGGAAAUAUGGUAUCCUCACAGGUGUUCACAACUGAUCCAAUGGACACUGGUGUACCAAGUGUUUCAGCGGAAGUAGUGCCCCCAAAACCACCUCUCGCCAUGCCCCCAACAGUGACUCCGGCCCUCACAGUGCCCCUGACAGGAACCAUGGCCCCCCCUGUGCACCUAACAAUGAUGCCAUCUACAAUGUCACCAAGUGUUGUACACCCUGCCGUGCCUCUUUCUGCUAUGCCAGCCCUCACCUUGCCACCAACAGCAAAACUGGCCCCUGCUAUGCCUUCACCAGCAAUGGUGGCCCUUGGCUAUUUAGAGGCAAUAAAGCCCUGGGAAAAAGACUGGAAUUCAAUCCAGAGCCAACUGCUCAAUUAUGUGCUGGACACAGGACGACCAGGAGCAGAAAUAAUUGUGAAAGAAGGGUCCAUGUGUCUCACACGAGAAGAAUUCUGGAGUUUAGGUUUACUUAGAGACAUGGAUUCUAAUAUUGGGAAUGCCUGCAUGAAACUGAUCAGUGAAGCAGCUUCUCUGGUGGGCAAAGACGUUUAUAUCGAAGAUAUGUACGUUGUUCCUACAUGGAAACACAAUCCAACCAACAUAGUUGCCAAUUUUCCAGAGGAUGUCGACAUGAAAGACGUUUUAGUCUUUCCGGCUUGGACCAAAGCAAAUGGACCAGAGCACUAUGUUCUAUGUAUCAUGAAGCCACUCCUGAGAGAGCUGAUCUUUUUAGACUCCCAGUACCCAAUGCAUGAGUCUGGUUUUGGUGACGAUGAGUAUAGAGCCAUAUUUAGGAAUAUUGCUCAGCAAAUUGAUCCUGGGAGCUGGAUUGAGAAGACUGGCCAUGAUAUUGUGGGCUUACCACAUCAAAGCUGUGGAAAUGACUGUGGAAUUUUCAUGCUAAUGUAUACCCUUUCCAUCAUAACAAGCAUGGGUUUUGAAUUCCAGGAGGUGGACAUGCCUUUGAUCCGAAAGUGGUGGUGUCUUCUACUCAUGGAGCGCUUCAACAUAGAAGGCCAUGGCCAAAGGUUUGCCUUCUGGACUGAUGAGGCCAGAAAAUUGCUAAAGGGAAUCAUUCUACCAGUGUAUAGAGUUGCAAAAAAGAGGGCUAUCACUGAGGAGGUUCCAGUCCACGUGCAGGCUGUCGCUGACCGUGACGAAGAAGAAAAAAGACUUGUGGACUUCAUUGUGCGAUCACAUGGAGCUGAGCAGCAUUUACUGGGUGUACUCAAUGGGAAGCCUUCUAAGUGGUUUCCCCAAAGGCCGUCUUCCAAGGUGCCUGUCUAUCUUGACAGUGAGGAACAGCAAAACACCCUAUUUGCCCAUCUGAAGUCAGUGCUGCAGAGAAUGUCUAUACAGCUGAGCUUCACAGAUGAAGUGGAGUUCAUCCUCAGUGUUCUAUUUCCAGAGGCCAUCACAUAUGGCCUGGCUGCGCUGAGGAAUUUAUCCCUGAAACAGGCUGAGCAGGUCUUCAUCUGCGGUCCAGUUUAUCAUCACAGUGAAGUAGAGGACUUCAAUCAAAAAAUAAACAAACAACUGAAGAAAGAAGGAAGGCCAUUUAGUUGAAGUCGUUGCGAUCCAAGUCCCUGGAUAAAAAAAAAACAACGUUAAUGUGUGAAUUUUAAUAUUUGAAUUUUGUUAUUAUUUCAAAUACAUUUUAUAACCCCAAGUCUUCCUUGUGUCUCUGAUAUGUGGUUGGGAGUUCUAGGACACAUUCUAAGACAAAGUAAUAUUUAGGUGAUGAUAUUUGGGUGAAAUACACAUUAAAAGGUGUAAUUAGUUAGUUAAAUUGGUGAUAUUUGGGUGAAAUAAACAUUAAAAAUUGCAAGUAGUUAGCUGAAUUGGUGAUAUUUGGGUGAAAUAAACAUUGUAAAGUGUAAAUAGCUGAAUUGGUGAUAUUUGGGUGAAAUAAACAUUAUAAAGUGUAAAUAGCUGAAUUGGUGAUAUUUGGGUGAAAUAAACAUUAUAAAGUGUAAAUAGCUGAAUUGGUGAUAUUUGGGUGAAAUAAACAUUAUAAAGUGUAAUUAGCUGAAUUGGUGAUAUUUGGGUGAAAUAAACAUUGAAAUAAG